UGUAUGUAGAAAUAUAGAGAUAUCUCUUCCUGUAAUAGAUAUUGCCUCCUAAAGAGGUAAAGAAAUCAUCCUUGGGAUUGAUGAUUUUUAGAUUAUGACACUGAUUUAGUUCUGAACAUUGAUCUAAAUUAUAGUUGCUUUAUCUCGCUACUCAAGAUGUAUUUAAAUGUUCUGGCUUUAACAUAAUUGUGCUUUGUUUGUACAAUACCAUAAUUAUUUUUUUCAAAAACGUUGAAUAUCCUUGUAGUGAACCUUCCGCCACCUCAUAUUAUAAACCAUUAUAAUGUCACUCAGUGACACAGGGCAGGAUUCAAGUCAUGAUCAUUAGGCAAAAUAUAUAAGUGGGAACAGUUCACUGGCGAGCAGCAAAUGUUUGCUGUUCUCUAGAGUGUCGAGAGGAUACAUCUUCUUUCAAUGAACAGUGCCUGUCUUUAAUCUGUUCUUUUUGUAGUUUAAAAAAUUAUUCUGUUUUCUUUUUAUAGCCUGUCAAAAAAGAUAAUAGUGAUGUACAAAGAGGGUAAGUUUACCAUCAUAUUGAACUCCACACGUGUUCGUCCUGUAAAGUUUUAUCUCAGUGGGUUUUACAAUAUCCCUCAUGUUAAGUAUUAUUACAUCUUUCUGUGCUUUGUGUACAUCAUGACUGUCCUUGGCAAUGGUUUUCUGCUUUCUGUUAUCUACCUGGUGAAGACUCUUCACACUCCCAGAUACAUUAUAGUGUUCAACUUGGCUCUGACAGAUCUGUGUGGGAGCACUGCUCUCAUCCCAAAACUAUUGGACACAUUUUUGUUUGAGAGGAGAUACAUUGUUUAUGAGGCAUGCCUAAGUUACAUGUUCUUUGUUUUAUUCUUUGGAAGUAUGCAGUCAUGGACGCUUGUCGCAAUGGCAUAUGACAGAUUAAUUGCAAUUUGUUUUCCAUUAAGAUACAAUGUUAUUGUCACAAAGAAAUCAAUAGUCACGAUUCUGCUGUGUUCAUGGAUAUCUAUGUUGAUGGUCAUUGCAGUCUUAGUUGGUCUUCUUGAGCGCCUGUCCUUCUGUGGAUCUAUAGUAAUACAAAGUUUUUUCUGUGAUCAUGGACCAACAUUUCGUCUAGCAUGUAAUGACACUUUUCUAAAUACUGUAAUGGCAUAUUUUACUUUUACUUUGGUCAUCUGCAUUCCUCUUGUACUGAUAGGUGCCACCUAUGUUUGCAUUUCUAUAGCGCUGAGCAGGACUGCAUCCAGAGAAGAACGACUUAAAGCAAUGCAAACUUGUACUUCUCAUCUGAUUCUGGUGGCACUAUCUGUCAUACCAUAUCUGGGCACAAAUAUAAUUGUAAACAUUACUAAUAUUAGUCCUAAUGUGAGAAUCUUCAAUUCCAGCUUGUCACACAUAUGUCCCACUCUGCUUAAUCCCAUUAUAUACUCUUUAAAGACAGAGGAAGUGACAAGUGCAGUUAAGAAGCUAUUAAAAAAAAAAAGAGGCAUAAUAUCAAAUUGAUAAACUUGCUUUUACUGACUUGCAAGCCUACGUUGAAAGUCAAGAUCUGUUGGCUGUCAUCUCAAUUCUUCUUGUGGGCUCACAUAUUUAUCCUGGGUUGUGACCAAAAAUACUGCAUCUAUCAUUGUUUUUCAAAGAGGACAUGCAGAACUCUGUGGCAGAAUGCUUAAUUUUAGGCUUCCCAUUAUUUAGAAUUUCACUAAUUUGGUCUUACUCAUCUUUAUAACCUCACAGAUAGUGUGUUAUUUGUCAGUCAGUCAUUUUCUACCGCUUAUUCCAUAGUGGG
Messenger RNA from Girardinichthys multiradiatus, 1762 nucleotides. Its product is annotated as olfactory receptor 1-like. The coding region runs from base 505 to 1476 and encodes 323 amino acids. Gene Ontology annotation, molecular function: G protein-coupled receptor activity; olfactory receptor activity. NCBI's taxonomy places the organism in Eukaryota, Metazoa, Chordata, Actinopteri, Cyprinodontiformes, Goodeidae. Gene Ontology annotation, cellular component: membrane. The record is from RefSeq and is a predicted model, not a curated record. Gene Ontology annotation, biological process: G protein-coupled receptor signaling pathway. The transcript has a single exon.